GUGAAAUAGCUGGUCCAAGGCCACCCAGCUAGUGCAGCAGAACCAGGUGGCUGUCUGUCGUGCCUGACUAGAGUCUGUGCCUUAACCACAUCCCUGUGCUGCCUCUCGGCCUGUGUGUGGCAGUGGAUGCUCUCGUGGCUGGCUUAGUUCAGGCCCAGAGGGGUGAGAGCUGCGAUAAUCACACUCGGCAGCGAUGUCAGUGGAACUGGAGACCUCAGAGGGGGUGGAUGAGCCGGAGGAAAAGAGCUCUGGGGCCCCAGAGAAAGAAAACCACACCAGGAUGGCGGACCUCUCUGAGCUCCUGAAAGAGGGGACCAAGGAAGCACAUGACCGGGCAGAAAGCACACAGUUCGUCAAGGACUUCUUGAAAGGCAACAUCAGGAAGGAGCUGUUCAAGCUGGCCACUACCGCGCUGUACUUCACCUACUCGGCGCUGGAGGAGGAGAUGGACCGUAACAAGGACCACCCAGCCUUUGCCCCCCUGUACUUCCCCACCGAGCUGCACCGCAAGGAGGCGCUGGUCAAGGACAUGGAGUAUUUCUACGGUGGGGACUGGGAGGAGCAGGCACAGUGCUCCGAGGCCACCCGCCAGUAUGUGGAGCGGAUCCACUACGUGGGGCAGAAUGAGCCAGAGCUGCUGGUGGCCCAUGCCUACACCCGCUACAUGGGGGACCUCUCGGGGGGCCAGGUGCUGAAGAAGGUGGCCCAGCGGGCCCUGAAACUCCCCAGCACAGGGGAAGGGACCCAGUUCUACCUGUUUGAGAACGUGGACAACGCGCAGCAGUUCAAGCAGUUCUAUCGGGCCAGAAUGAACGCCCUGGACCUGAACAUGGAGACCAAAGAGAAGAUCGUGGAGGAGGCCAACAAGGCCUUCAAGUACAACAUGCAGGUAUUUAAUGAACUGGACCAGUCUGGCUCCUUGCUGGCCAAAGAGACGCUGGCCGACGGGCUCCCCGUGCACGAUGGAAAAGGAGACGUGCGCAAGUGCCCCUACUACUCUGGCGAACAAGACAAAGGUGCCCUGGAGGGCAGCAGCUGCCCCUUCCAAACAGCCCUGGCUGUGCUGAGCAAGCCCAGCCUCCAGUUCCUUCUGGCGGCCAGCGUGGCCCUGGCUGCCAGCCUCUUGGCCUGGUACUACAUGUGAAGGACCUCCCCCAGCACGCUGGCGCUCCUCCUGACCAAUGGCCCACCCCCACUUCCACCCACAACCGAACUACCACCUCAGGUGACUUUUUUUUUUUAAUGCUGGGCUUGAGAAAACAAGCACCCAAUAAAAGCCAGAUGCUAAAGCCUGCCUGUCAGCAUCUUGUCUGCGGGCCAGAUGCUGAGCUGGGUGUGGGCCCGCCCCCCUGCAGCCCCUAGGCCACAGCAGUGGGAGUAGCCAGCGCAGCUCAGCAGACCAGCCAGGCCUCUGGAACCAGCUCUGCUUCUGGGGCACCCACUCCUCUGACCCUAAGGCUCAUUCCCUCUGCUCUUCCUCUUGUGUCGGCAUUUAGGUGUGUGUGGGGUCUUUCCCCUGCUGGGAAUGGAGCAGCCAGCAGGUCCAGGCUCCCCAGAUGUGGCUGCUCUUCUGCAGGACCCUCCUAGGGGCAAGGGCCACCAGGGGGGCAGAAGCCAGGCUCACAGCCUCCCUCAGAGACUCUGCCUGAGUGGGGUCUGUUCAGCGGUGGCCUGUCUCCCCCUCGACCUGUGUAAACGCUACCAUGUGCUAAUAAAGUGGACUCUUGACAGCUGCCUCCCUC
Messenger RNA from Phacochoerus africanus (Common warthog), 1742 nucleotides. It is a transcript of the gene HMOX2, whose product is annotated as heme oxygenase 2. The transcript has 6 exons. The record is from RefSeq and is a predicted model, not a curated record. Gene Ontology annotation, molecular function: heme oxygenase (decyclizing) activity; heme binding. Bases 194 to 1144 code for a protein of 316 amino acids. NCBI's taxonomy places the organism in Eukaryota, Metazoa, Chordata, Mammalia, Artiodactyla, Suidae. Gene Ontology annotation, biological process: heme oxidation; response to oxidative stress; heme catabolic process.